AUGGCUGACAAGGGAAUUGCUUCAGUCUGUCCGCAUAUCGACGACGCGUCGAAAAUCAAUGGCCCGUCUCCGUUCCGAUCGAGAAUGUCGGUUGUCCUUCCAAUGUCACGGCAAGUGACCUCCUCACACCGCCGACCUCUCUCUCGGCGAAUCACAGAUGUCGGAUGCUACUUCCGGGUCCGAAACAAACGCCUUGUACAGAAAUUACAGAGGGCUGAGCUUGCGGUGAAAAAGUACCAGAAGGAGCCCAGCGCUUGGAAGAUGACACAAGAGAACUAUAUCGAGAGUCUCCUCAACAACGAAUACUUGCUACGCUACUGCGCCGACCUCGGCCUCGCGAAACCAGAGGCCAACAGCGGCCCAGAGCAGGACAUGAUCCUGACCGAGGUGGUCUUCGGGCUCGGGCCGGAGGUUUGGGGAAGAGGGUUGGUCUCUGCUGUCGAGUCUUGA
This is a messenger RNA of Mytilinidion resinicola, 450 nucleotides long. RefSeq lists its product as uncharacterized. Bases 1 to 450 code for a protein of 149 amino acids. NCBI's taxonomy places the organism in Eukaryota, Fungi, Ascomycota, Dothideomycetes, Mytilinidiales, Mytilinidiaceae. The transcript is spliced from 2 exons. The record is from RefSeq and is a predicted model, not a curated record.